Molecule: messenger RNA, 1125 nt
Organism: Geodia barretti
Lineage: Eukaryota; Metazoa; Porifera; Demospongiae; Tetractinellida; Geodiidae
Source: the annotation of a GenBank genome assembly
UGCCCCCGCCGGGUGGUCGGAGAGAUGCGCGUGUCAGUGAGCGGCGUGUUUUUCUUUCUCGUCCUCUUCCUGGUCUCCUACAACGGCACGCUCCUGUUCGUCACCCCACUGCUCCUGCUCCUGCCCGUCUCCCUCUCCGUCUACAGACGCUGGGUGGACUAUAUCCUAGCUCUCUGGUACCACCUGGGUCCAGCACUGUUGGAGCUACUGUAUGGGGUUCGUGUGAGGGUAUGUGGAGACUUGCAGCAGAUCCAGGGCCCAUGUCUGAUCAUCCUCAACCACCGUACGAGGUUUGACUGGCUCUUCUUUUGGAGCUACAUCAUCCGCAUGGGCACUCCUCCAAAACACAAGAUCGUCCUCAAAGACGCCCUCAAGAAAAUACCCGGCAUUGGGUGGGGAAUGCAGGCCUGCCUGUUCAUAUUCAUCUCACGGAACUGGUCCAGAGACAAGAAGACUCUCUCCGACAACCUGGCCUACUACUCCAGUCGUGGCUACCCACUCCAGCUCCUCUUCUUCCCCGAGGGAACCAACCUCUCCAAACACACUCAACUCAAGAGCCACAAGUUUGCCGCGGAAAAUGGCCUUCAGAAGUACGAUUUCGUCCUCCAUCCACGCACGAUGGGAUUUGUACACUGUCUUAGGGAAUUCAGAAAGGGGGUGACCCCUCCGAAUAUUGUCAAUGUGACGGUAGGAUACGUGGGGAGUAUCCCUGAAAAUGAGAGUGAUAUAGUGGCAGGACGGUGGCCGAGAGAGAUACAUUUCUGUGCCGACACGGUGCCCCACUCUCAGAUACCCUCGGGAGAGGAGGAGCUGGCAGACUGGCUGAAUCAGUGCUGGCAGAACAAGGAGGAAGCUCUGAAACAGUUCUACAGAGAGAAGAGGUUCCAGCGACCAUACCUGGACGAAACCGGAUCAACUCGUAUCAAACUCGCCUUGAUCUCGGUGCUGGUGUUCUGGGCCAUCUUCUUGGUCCUAUCGUUGUAUGUCAUUGCCUCCUAUCCCUGGAUGAUGCUGGGCCUGUCAGUGUUUUACUUCACCGUAGCAGUCUUGGGUCCCGGGCUGGACUGGGUGAUAUUGCAACUCCACCAGAUGACCUACCAGGCUAAGCUCUUUAGCAAGACCUGA